ACAUGUGGCUUCAUAAUACAGCCUAUUGGGAGAACACACAUUGGGUUAAAACAAAACCAACUUGGAAGAUGUAAGAAAAAAACGACAUGAGAAUGCAAAGAGUUUUCCUUUUACUGGCCCAUUUAUGUAUCUCGGCCCAUAAAACAAUAUAGUGGACUUUUCCUUUUCCUGGCCCAUAUGUAUUCUCUCAAUUUCAAGAAGAAAAUAAAAGCCAAGUGAAGAAAGAGAUAAGAGAGAGUGGAGGAACUGCGAUGUCUGCGACAACAACUCCAUAUCUCUCUCUUCCGAGUUUCAGACCAAGACUACAGAAUCCAGCUAAAACCACCCACCAGUUAUCUCCUCCACUCUCUUGGUCUGUUUCAAAGAGAAAGAAGAUCCUGUCUUCUUCUGACAGACAAUUAUGGAGAUUGUGUGCAGCAACACCAGAGGAGAUAGUUUCUUCUGAUACUUCUUCUUCUUCAGAAGCUAUUGUGUCUGGUGGUGGUGGUGGUGGCCAAGAUGGUGUUGCUUUGAUCAUACAAGUACUUCUCAUUGCCGCUUUUCUUGCUCUCAGUGUUCUCACCAUUGGUGUUGUUUACAUAGGAGUGACUGAGUUUCUUGGGAAGAGGGAGAGAGACAAGUUUGAGAAAGAAGAGGCAGCAAAGAAGUCUAAGAAAAGUGGCAAGAAGAAAGCAGCAACCAGAGCCAGAGCUGGACCAAGGGGGUUCGGUCAGAAGAUUGAUGAAGAUGAUGACAUUGAUAUUGAUCUUGAUUAAUUCUUUUUUUUUUUUUGUUGAGAGAGGCAAGAUUGAUCUCUGUUUGUAAGACUGCGAUUGUCAUAGUUUUCUUGCUUGCUCCAGGUAAGAUUCAUACAUUACCACAAAA
Molecule: messenger RNA, 864 nt
Organism: Brassica napus (rape)
Lineage: Eukaryota; Viridiplantae; Streptophyta; Magnoliopsida; Brassicales; Brassicaceae
Exons: 2
Coding region: 252-755 (167 amino acids)
Source: RefSeq, a predicted model, not a curated record